Messenger RNA from Trichobilharzia szidati, 408 nucleotides. Lineage: Eukaryota; Metazoa; Platyhelminthes; Trematoda; Strigeidida; Schistosomatidae. The record is from the annotation of a GenBank genome assembly.
UGCAAGCAACUAAACAGUACAUAUUUAUUCUACAAACAUUCGCCCAGUAAACGUUUUCUAAAAAUGGGUACAUUUGCUGGACAUGUGUUCCCUGGGAGCGUUUUCAUCUUUUUUGGUUUAUGGCCCAGAGAAUCAAUUCCAUUAUUUAUCAAUAGAAUAUCAUUUCCAAUUGUGAGAAAAACUUCCAAUAAGCACAACUGCUGUAUAAAAGUUAUACCACUUGAUUCAGUCUUAAAAAUCUUAUGUUGCAUAAUUGUAUUGUGCGAAGAAGUUCAGUUAGGCUUUAAAAAAGACUGGACGAAUGUGGAUCCCCAUAGUGCACAACAUGUCAGUAUGAUCUCUUUAUUUGGAGUAAGUGGCGUUGCUGAAGUAUGCAUACUUUAUGGGGUAUUGAAAAUUCCAGUGUAA